Molecule: messenger RNA, 1002 nt
Organism: Penicillium coprophilum
Lineage: Eukaryota; Fungi; Ascomycota; Eurotiomycetes; Eurotiales; Aspergillaceae
Exons: 5
Coding region: 1-1002 (333 amino acids)
Source: RefSeq, a predicted model, not a curated record
AUGACCCAGAUAUUUCUUACCGGUGCCACGGGCUACAUUGGGGGUGAAGUCCUCCACGCUUUGCAGCAUGCGCAUCCUGACUACGAGGUUGCUGCCUUGAUCAGAGAUAAUGAAAAGGCCAAGAAGGUUAUUGCUGCAUUUCCCAAGGUCCGCGUGGUCCUUGCGGAUUUGGACAAUGUUGAAAUCAUUGAGAAAGAAUCCCGCAAAGCCGACAUCGUUAUCCAUGCUGCUAGUAACAAGCAUCUCGGAAGCGUGAAAGCGAUCUCAAAUGGCCUGGCGGGACGUCAGAAUGCUUAUUACCUUCAAGUCACCGGGGCUAGUGUUUUGGCAGGUCCUGAAAUUGAUAACAGCUCGUAUGGCGAGCCCUCAGAUCAAAUUUUUGACGAUUUGGAUAACGUUGCUGAUCUCCGAGACAUAAUCCGGGCAUACAAGAAUCGUCGAGUGGUGGAUAACUACAUCCUUGACUUAGGCUCCGGUGGCCCAAAGACUGCCAUUAUCUUCCCUCCUAUCAUAUUUGGCACCGGUAAAGGUCCCGCGAAUCAGCGCAGCGUGCAGGUUCCCUCAUUGGCCCGGGCCGCUCUACUGCAACGUGUUGGUCUCUACCUUGGCAGGGGACUAAGUCGAUGGGGUAUUGUUCAUGUCUCUGACUUGGCCAAUCUCUUUGUCAAAUUGGUAGAGCAUGCUGUCAACGCCACCCCCGCCCCUAUCUGGAAUGAGAACGGCCUUUUCUUUGCGGAAAAUGGUUUCGAGAGCUUCAAGGAUGUCGCUUUGGUGAUUGCCAAAGAGGCACAUAGCCUUGGUUACAUCGAUUCCCCUGACUCGGUGCAAUCCAUGAAUAUUGAUGAGGCCAACGUUGUGAUACCCAAUGGAGUUGUGUUUCUCGGUACCAAUGGUCAAGGUCGAGCUUUGCGGGCAAGAACAUUAUUAGGAUGGCAACCCAAUGGCGAGAGCUUCCAAAAGGCCGUGCGGGAGACAAUCAUUGCUGAAGCGGCACAGCUGUGA